Molecule: messenger RNA, 408 nt
Organism: Sordaria macrospora k-hell
Lineage: Eukaryota; Fungi; Ascomycota; Sordariomycetes; Sordariales; Sordariaceae
Source: RefSeq, a predicted model, not a curated record
AUGCCUUUCACUCGCCCGAGCUCUAGCUCUCGCCGUUCUCGCGCAAGACCCAACGCCCAGCCACCCACCUUGCGCCGCGAAAACGCCGAGGUGGUUUACGAGGCAGUCGACAACGCCAAAUUGUCGGGUGGCGUUGAGCGAUUGCUUACCACAUUCAACCAAACACACACCGGCCAUCGCGUGUCUCGGGCCGCUCCUGCCGGGCAGAUCGUAAACGGCCGACGCAUCGAGCGCGAGCCACAACUUCCCUCUUACACCCAAAACCCCACAUCAGGCGAGACGACGAUGGAGAUAACCCCCUCCGAGGAGCUCCCUACUUAUGCCGAGGCAAGCAACGAGCAAGGAAAUAGCGAGGGCGAUAAGGAAGAAGGUACGGUAACCAACUAUUGCAACCAAGGAUUUCACUAA